Messenger RNA from Pseudocercospora fijiensis CIRAD86, 1057 nucleotides. RefSeq lists its product as uncharacterized. Lineage: Eukaryota; Fungi; Ascomycota; Dothideomycetes; Mycosphaerellales; Mycosphaerellaceae. The record is from RefSeq and is a predicted model, not a curated record. The coding region runs from base 96 to 764 and encodes 222 amino acids. Gene Ontology annotation, molecular function: GTPase activity; GTP binding. The transcript is spliced from 4 exons.
CACCCGCCCGCCCGCGAUUCCACUCCGCCAGUCUGUUCCUCCCCGAUCACUAGCGAUUCCGAGCUCGAUCUUAUCCGCGGUCUCCUCCACCCCUCAUGGCGGCCAGACAAAGCGCCAGGCCUGGCGGCGCACGCUUUGCGCAGUUCAAGCUCGUCUUGCUGGGCGAGUCCGCCGUCGGAAAGAGCUCUCUGGUACUGCGAUUCGUGAAGGACCAAUUCGACGACUACAGAGAAUCAACUAUCGGCGCCGCAUUUCUCACACAGACAAUCGCAUUGGAUGAACAGACAACAGUCAAGUUCGAAAUAUGGGACACAGCAGGUCAGGAGCGAUACAAGUCAUUGGCGCCAAUGUACUACAGAAAUGCCAACUGUGCAGUGGUGGUCUAUGAUAUAACGCAAGCGGCGUCCUUGGAGAAGGCGAAAGCGUGGGUGAAGGAGCUUCAGCGACAAGCAAAUGAGAAUAUUAUCAUUGCUCUGGCCGGUAACAAAGCAGAUCUGGUAGCCGAGCAACCCGACAAACGCGCAGUCUCUACAGCCGAUGCGGAGGCCUAUGCAAAAGAGGCAGGGCUGCUGUUCUUCGAAACCAGUGCCAAGACUGCAGAGAAUGUCAAGGAGCUUUUCACAGCAAUUGCGAAGAAAUUGCCGAUCGAGCAAGCCACACAGCGAGGGAUGCGUGGAGCAGCCGGCAGGCCAGGUGGCGUCGAUUUGGGAUCACGACAAGAUCCAGGAACAUCAUCGGGAGGUCCUGGCGGAUGCAACUGCUGAUUGGAGCGGAAGAGUUUGGUCUCAUAUUCCACAAUCAACACUUCACUUGAUGCGAUUUGAUAAGACCAUCAGAUACCACGGCGAGGAGAGAGCGUCUUUUGUAUCCGCAACCUUUUCCUUACUGGGUCGAGCCACCACGAGGAACACCUCGCUUACGUUAUUGCAUGCGCGCUAGAUUUUCAAGAGGAUUUUCCAGCUGUUGAGUGCUUUCAAUAUCAUGUCAAACACAAUUUGCAUGGGUCACAUAUGUCAAGUCCAAUAGCACAGCACAGACCAAAUUCACCGAGUAAAUA